ACUAAAAAGAAUUCCUACCCAGAAAGCCGCCCAAUAGAAAAGUCGGUCCCUUUAUCAUCUCCAAAUCAGGUACGAAACACCGGAGAGAGUUGUCUCCAAGAAGUGAUGGACAAAUGGGGUUCUCUGGUUGUGCUCCUGGGCAUCCUGCUGGUGUUCUUCUUGGAAGUCAAAGGCACCACCCUUGUGGAAGAUGGGGAUCCCAUUUCCCAACAAGAGAAGGAUAGGGUGCUUGAGCUACCUGGCCAGUUCUUCAAUGUAAGUUUUGCUCAUUAUGCUGGGUAUGUUACAGUUGACGAGGAAGCUGGGAGGGCUCUGUUUUAUUGGUUCUUUGAGGCUGUGGACGACCCAUCGUCAAAGCCUCUCGUCUUGUGGCUUAAUGGAGGUCCUGGCUGUUCUUCUAUUGCUUAUGGAGAGGCUGAAGAGAUUGGUCCUUUCCAUAUCAAGCCAGACGGAAGGACCCUUUACUUGAAUCCAUACUCAUGGAAUCAAGAGGCCAACAUCCUCUUCGUAGAUUCACCCGUUGGUGUUGGUUUUUCUUAUGCACACAAUACUGAGGAUCUAUUGAACAAUGGAGAUAGACGAACUGCGGAAGACUCCCUAAAUUUUCUGAAAAAUUGGUUCAAGCGGUUUCCGCAGUAUAAAGGAAGAGAUUUCUAUAUCACUGGGGAGAGCUAUGCAGGACACUAUGUUCCUCAGCUGGCACAUGCUAUAGUGAGAUAUCAAAGCUCAACUGGCAAAAAUGAUAUCAGCCUUAAAGGUUACAUGGUUGGAAAUGCACUUACAGAUGAUUUCUAUGAUCAUUUGGGGGUUUUUCAGUUUAUGUGGUCAACUGGUUUGAUAUCUGAUCAGACAUACAAGCUGCUUAACGUUUUUUGUGAUUUCCAGUCCUUCGUGCAUACUUCUGACCAGUGUGAUAGUGUUCUUGAACUUGCUGAGAAAGAACUUGGAAAUAUUGAUGAAUACAGUAUCUAUACUGCUACCUGUCAAAUAAGCAAUGCAACUUUCUCGAGUCGGCUGCACAGAAAAAUGCACUCAUUUGGUCGAAUAAGUGAACAAUACGAUCCUUGUACUGAGAAACACUCAACCAUCUACUUCAAUCUGCCUGAGGUCCAAGAAGCACUACAUGUGAACCCUGCAUUUGCACCUCCACACUGGGAAACUUGCAGCGACAUGGUUUCUGAACAUUGGAAGGAUUCUCCAAGAUCGAUUCUCCCUAUAUACCAUGAGCUUAUUAAAUUGGGCCUUCGGAUUUGGAUGUUCAGUGGUGAUACAGAUGCUGUUAUCCCUGUUACAUCAACAAGAUAUAACAUAGAUGCUUUGGGGCUUCCCCCCGUGACUCCUUGGCGUGCUUGGUAUGUUGAUGGGCAGGUAGGAGGAUGGAGUCAAGGAUACAAGGGGCUAACAUUCGUAACUGUGAGAGGUGCGGGCCAUGAAGUUCCUUUGCAUAGACCAAAGCAGGCUCUUGUACUCUUUAAGGCAUUUCUAUCUGGAAGCACAAUGCCGUCUUCACCACCACAUUUUCAAUUGGUUGAUUCAAUAUAAGCUUCUUUCCUACUGCUUUAGUGGUGAACCUAUUUUAUAUUUCACAUUAUUUGAAAUAGGCAGAUACUGUAUGAACAUGGGGCCAUGGCAAUUGGGAAUAAGAUCACAUAAGCUGUGACUUUUCUUUUGUUUAAUAA
Nymphaea colorata (pocket water lily) is the source of this 1679-nucleotide messenger RNA. RefSeq names its product serine carboxypeptidase II-2. Gene Ontology annotation, biological process: proteolysis. Bases 106 to 1542 code for a protein of 478 amino acids. Gene Ontology annotation, cellular component: vacuole. NCBI's taxonomy places the organism in Eukaryota, Viridiplantae, Streptophyta, Magnoliopsida, Nymphaeales, Nymphaeaceae. Gene Ontology annotation, molecular function: serine-type carboxypeptidase activity. The record is from RefSeq and is a predicted model, not a curated record. The transcript is spliced from 10 exons.